Schistocerca nitens (vagrant locust) is the source of this 2166-nucleotide messenger RNA. RefSeq lists its product as uncharacterized. The transcript has 6 exons. Lineage: Eukaryota; Metazoa; Arthropoda; Insecta; Orthoptera; Acrididae. Bases 1 to 2166 code for a protein of 721 amino acids. The record is from RefSeq and is a predicted model, not a curated record.
AUGAAUGUCAAGUACGCAAAUGCUGAAGGACUUGGCUAUGGAAGUCUCAUGUUCAGACUCACUGUGUUCCUGAGGUAUGAAGGCAAUGAGAAGAUUCAGAAGAAAACCCUGAUAGUGAAAACAGUUCUUGAGUCUGGUCAGCUGAAGGAUCUGACAGAAAAAUGCGAUGUUUUCAAGGUCGAAGGAGAAAUGUUGUACGAUGUCAUGCCAAAGAUCCAUGAGCAGUUGGCGGUGCUGGAGGGUGAAGAGUUCCGGCCACUGGCAGCCAGGUGCUACCAAUGGGGCCGGGAGCCCGCGACUUACAUCGUGCUGGAGGACCUCUCACCUACUGGCUUCAGGCUGGCUCAGGCUGGCCAACCGCUAGACUUGAAACACUGUGCAGUGGCGCUGCGAGCAUACGCUCGGCUGCACGCCGCUUCAGCCUACCUGCUCACUAAAGAGCCCCACUACAAGGAGGAGUUCUACGUUGCAUAUGAAAGAAUGGAGCAGAUCAAGACGCAAACAAAGCUUUCAGUUUUGACUCACGGUGACUGCUGGAAGAACAACAUGAUGUUUAAAUAUAUGAAUGGAGAAGUUUCAGAAGUCCGCCUGGUUGAUUUUCAGUGCUCAUCAGUAACCAGCCCGGCCUCGGACCUGCUGUACUUCCUGUACGCGAACGCCAGCGAAGACGUCCACCGGCACCACGUGGAGGACCUGCUGCGCGAGUACCACAGCACGCUGGUGGGCCUGCUGCGGCGUCUGGGACUGGAACAACAGGCAGAUGCCUACACCUUCGAGGAGCUGAAGAAGGACAUGGACUACUGCCUAAUCAUCGGCGUUUUCUUUAGCACCAUAAGUGGAAUCAUCCUCACUUCCGAGGAACACGGCGCGGACUACGCAGAAGCGAUGAACGAUCCAAAAAAGCUAUUGAGGCGUCGUCCAAUGAGUACCUCCACUGAAGAACAAUCGCACCCACAAUGGAUCAACCCCGAUUUCUUGCAGGCUGCUCUGAAACAGGAAGAACCUCCGGGAGAAGACAUAAUAGAAUCGAUAAGUGUUGAAAAUGCGUGCCCAGAAGGCUCCGGCUAUAUCAGCCGCAUCUUCAGAGUGGCUGUCUGCACCAGGGUCAAAGGAACGUCCGAGCGUGCAGAGAGACGCCUGAUAGUGAAGUGCUCUGCCGACGAAGGGCUGGUGAAGGCCGAGGCGGACAAGGCAGGGGUGUUCAGGGUGGAGUCCCUGGCACUGGGCAGCGUGAUGCCGGAGGUCCACAGGCUCCUGGCAGCUGUCGAAGGGAGCGCUUUCCGCCCCCUGGCUGCGCGCUGCCUCCGCUGCGGCGACCACCCGGCGGACUUCCUGGUGCUCGAAGACUUGGCCGCCACGGGCUUUGUGAUGGCGGAAGCGGGCCGCCCGCCGGACUACGAGCACUGCGCAGCCGUACUGAAGGCCUACGCACGUCUCCACGCCGCUUCGGCGAGGGUCCUCAGAGAUCGCGCCGACUGCAGAGAACGUCUGAGGGCAGACCCACUGGCCAGCGUGCGGGAUUACAUGCUGCUGCUGACCGGGGGCACAUUCAGGGCUCUGGCGGACCAACUGAAAGCGUAUCCCGAGUACUCCAAGUACGCCGACAGGUACUUACAAAUCAGGGAUGAUACAGUGGAUCGAGUAUUGGAGGAGCGGAGCAAUAGAGACGUCCACCUGCUGGUAAUGCUCCACGGAGACUGCUGGAUGAACAAUAUCAUGUUCAAGUACGACGCAGGGAAAGUAGCUGAUGUCAGGUUCGUCGACUUUCAGCUGUCGACGAUGGGCAGCCCCGCUGUGGACGUGCAGCACUUCCUGUACGGCAGCACCAGCGAGGAGGUGCACCGGCGGCAGCUGGCCGGCCUGCUGUCGCUGUACCACGCCGAGCUGCAGAGCACGCUGCGCGCCCUCGGUCUGGCCGCCGAAGCGGACGCCUACCCGCUGGACAAGUUUCUCGAGGACAUGGAACGAGCCGCUCCAGAAGCCCUGAUCAGCACACUAGAUUCUCCUAAGCCUACCUGGCUAGCUCUUGUAACUGUCAACAAGUGGCUACAUGUUGCUGUUGCAAAUAAUUCGAUACGUGGACAGGGAGGCGGAAGUGGAAGUAUGCGCUGGGCUCCAGUUAUCCUGGGUACUACACUGUCUGCAAUUACUUUCGUUUUUGUUUGA